Messenger RNA from Pseudopodoces humilis (Tibetan ground-tit), 1797 nucleotides. The record is from RefSeq and is a predicted model, not a curated record. NCBI's taxonomy places the organism in Eukaryota, Metazoa, Chordata, Aves, Passeriformes, Paridae.
AUGGUGUGUCAGAUCCUGCCCAAGGGGGUGGUCUCGGUGCUGGGUCCGGCCGCCAGCCCGGCAGCCGCGGCCACCGUCAGCCACAUCUGCGGCCUGCUGCGGCUGGAGGAGCUGGUGCGGCAGUUCCUCAUCUCCCGCGAGUCGCUCUCCGUGCGCGUCCUGGACGCCGAGCAGGACCCGACGCCGCUGCUCAAGGAGAUCCGCGACGACAAAGUUCCCACCAUCAUCAUCGACGGCAGCGCCGCCACCGCCGGGCUGGUGCUCGCCAAGGCCUCGGAGCUGGGGAUGACGUCGACGUUCUACAAAUACAUCCUGACCACCAUGGUGGAGUACGACGGGCUGACCGGACGCGUGGAGUUCAACAGCAAAGGGCAGCGCACCAAUUACAGCCUGAGGGUCCUGGAGAAGGGCCGGGAUGGACACCGGGAGGUGGGGGUGUGGUUCUCCAACCGGACGCUGGCCAUGGACGAGGCCACGCUGGCCCUGAACGCCUCGGACAGCCUGGCCAACAAAACCCUCAUCAUCACCACCAUACUGGAGAACCCGUACGUGAUGCGGGUGGGCGGCGCGGGCGGCCCCGAGCGUUACGAGGGGUUUUGCGUGGACAUGCUGCGGGAGCUGGCGGCGCUGCUCAAGUUCCGCUUCCACAUCAAACUGGUGGAGGACGGGCUCUACGGGGCCCCCGAGCCCAACGGCUCCUGGACCGGGAUGGUGGGAGAGCUCAUCAACAGGAAAGCCGAUCUGGCGGUGGCCGCGUUCACCAUCACGGCCGAGCGGGAGAAGGUGAUCGACUUCUCCAAACCCUUCAUGACCCUGGGCAUCAGCAUCCUGUACCGCGUGCACAUGGGCCGCAAGCCGGGGUAUUUCUCCUUCCUAGACCCCUUCUCGCCGGCCGUGUGGCUCUUCAUGCUCCUCGCCUACCUGGCCGUCAGCUGCGUGCUCUUCCUGGCCGCCAGGCUGAGCCCGUACGAGUGGUACAACCCCCACCCGUGCCUGCGGGAGCGGCCGGGGCUGCUGGAGAACCAGUACACGCUGGGGAACAGCCUCUGGUUCCCGGUGGGCGGCUUCCUGCAGCAGGGGGCCGAGGUUCUGCCCCGCGCCCUGUCCACGCGCUGCGUCAGCGGGGUCUGGUGGGCCUUCACCCUCAUCAUCAUCUCGUCGUACACGGCCAACCUGGCGGCGUUCCUGACCGUGCAGCGCAUGGAGGUGCCGGUGGAAUCGGCCGACGACCUCGCCGACCAAACCAACAUCGAGUACGGCACCAUCCACGCCGGCUCCACCAUGACCUUCUUCCAGAACUCGCGCUACCAGACGUACCAGCGGAUGUGGAACUACAUGCACUCCAAGCAGCCCAGCGUCUUCGUCAAGAGCACCGAGGAGGGCAUCGCGCGCGUCCUCAACUCCAAGUACGCCUUCCUGCUGGAGUCCACCAUGAACGAGUACCACCGGCGCCACAACUGCAACCUGACGCAGAUCGGGGGGCUGCUGGACACCAAGGGCUACGGCAUCGGCAUGCCGCUGGGGUCGCCGUUCCGCGAUGAGAUCACGUUGGCCAUCCUGCAGCUGCAGGAGAACAACCGGCUGGAGAUCCUCAAGAGGAAGUGGUGGGAAGGGGGGCACUGCCCCAAGGAAGAGGAUCACCGCGCCAAAGGGCUGGGCAUGGAGAACAUUGGUGGCAUCUUCGUGGUGCUGGUUUGCGGCCUGGUCGUGGCCAUCUUGGUGGCCGUCAUGGAGUUCGUGUGGUCCACGCGGCGCUCGGCCGAGACCGAGGAGGUUUUCUUUUUGGCGGGGGUGUGA